This is a messenger RNA of Adineta steineri, 1335 nucleotides long. The record is from the annotation of a GenBank genome assembly. NCBI's taxonomy places the organism in Eukaryota, Metazoa, Rotifera, Eurotatoria, Adinetida, Adinetidae.
AUGGUUUUAAAUAAUUCAAUCGAUCAUACUACUAUAAAUACAUUAUCGGAUAUAUCAUUAGGUAGUGGUCAUACGAAAGGUACUGAUUCAAGUGGUUAUGCUUCAAAUUUAAGUAAAAAUGGUCAUAGUCGUACAUGUUUAAUUGUUAAUUAUCUUCCACAAUCAGUUAAAGAACAACAAUUUCAUCAAAUGUUUGCACGUAUUGGUCGAUUACGAUACUGUCGUUUAAUGUAUGAUCGAGCAACAGGGUAUUCAUAUGGAUAUGGUUUUGUUGAUUAUUAUCAAGCUGAAGAUGCAGCGAAAGCAAUUGAUACAUUGAAUCAAUUAAAAAUGGAACAUAAAACUAUUAAAGUAUCAUAUGCAAGACCAAAAUGUGAAGAAACACGUGGUACAAAUCUUUAUAUACGAAAUUUACCUGAAAAAUGUGAUGAAAAUAAAUUAAUUGAAUUAUUUUCACCAUUUGGAGAAAUAAUUCAAGCACGUGUUAUUCGUGAUCAAUCAACAGAAAGUCCACGAGGUAUUGCAUUCGUCAUUAUGGGUACUCGUUCACAAGCACAACGUGCUGUUGAAUAUCUUAAUGGAAAAAUUAUUGAUCAUCAACGUCCAUUACUUGUUAAAUUUGCUGAUGAUGAUAAACGUCGACGUCAAUUAAUGGCACGCUAUUUACCACAAAUCGAUAAUAAUAAUAAUAUUUCAUCAUUAUCAAAUUCAACAAAUCUUCAUGAUCCAUCUGAUGUUCUUACUGCACAAAUAGCUCAAUUAAAUUUAAUUGCAAAUGGAAAUAAUUCGAACAAUGAUACACAACAACAAGGACAAGAUAUGAAUUUACUUAUGAAUACUUUAUUAAUGAUGCCAUUUUGGUCAAAUGUAUGUUCAUCAUCAAUUCCAUUACCUGUUCUAUAUCCAAAUAACAUUACAACAUCACAAAAUAAAAAUACGGAACAAAUACUUGAUGAAUUAGCAACGACAAAUGGAGUAUCAAAUUCGUCGUUAACAUCUAAUGAAUCAUUGAAUAAUGGAACAGGUCAACAAUCAAGUGUUGAUUCAACUGAUUCAUCAUCAGUUCCAUCGAAUAUAGUUGAUGCAUCAACUGGUGGUUUUGUUGUUUUUAUUUAUGGUAUUGGACCAGAAACAACACAAGAAGAAGUCUUAAAUAUUUUCCAAAGUUUUGGACCUAUACUUCGUACAGAUAUUAUUAAAAAUAAACGAACAACUAUUGGAAAAGGUUAUGGUUUUGUAGUAUUUCGACAUAUGAACGAUGCAUUAGCAUCAAUUAAAGCAUUACAUAAUAUGCCAUAUAAAGGUCGUUUCUUACAAGUACGAUUUCGUGUAUAA